UUUUUCAGAGGUGAAGAACAUGAUGCUCAGAACUGGUUUGUGGACUGAAGUGGAAUUAUUUUGGAAGACAUUUGUUAUUUAGAAACUCGGAUACCGCGUCUGACAACUUUUUCCACAUAUAAAAAUUGGUUGCGCGUUUUAAAAGGACGCUGGCAAAAUGGCAAAACUGUUUCCUGACGUUCUUUUGUUAAUUGUGAGUUUGCUAAACGUUUUCACCGUGGGUGCAUCAUUAUCCAGGACAGAAGACCUGCACUCAUCUCCAGUCUUCUGCGAUGAUCCGAACAGUGUUUUACAUCCGCAGACGAAAGCAGAGCUCAUUUCAGCAUCACACACCCGCACAAGAUCCAAGCGCUGCACUUGCUACUCCUUUAAGGACAGGGAAUGUGUUUAUUACUGUCACUUGGGCAUCAUCUGGAUCAACACCCCACAGCGCACAGUUCCGUAUGGCAUGUCCAGUUACCGCAGCCCUCAGCGACUGAAACGCUCCAGUGGUACAGAUGGGACGGUACUUCAUCGCUGCACAUGUGCAGACCACAGUGAUUCCCAGUGCUACAACUUCUGUAACGCAAGAAGACAGAAUGUGCCGGACAGAAGAUUGAUAGGACGUUCACCUGGGUAAAAACACGUGACACCUCAAGCCUUUAAGAUGAUCUGCAUCAAACUGGGCACCCAACUAGGCACAGGUUUUGGAUUUUCACAGAUUUGGAGCAAAACCUUCCCCACAUUCCUCACAGUGUUAUAUUUCCUGGAACGCCCUUGACUCAUCUGGUCCACGGUAACAAGUGAAUUCUUUAGAAAACUCUUUGCAGAUUUCGGAAGCAUAUCUGUGUGGGACCCACGUCCUUGCUUCAAGGGUUACGUCCACUUGUUUCAGCCUGACUUUAGACCUAAUACAAAUAUUCAGCGGACGCCCUUGCGGAAUUGGAAAUAGACCUGUAAAAUACACUCUGCAUUAUCUCCACUUUGUGGGCUGAUUUUCAGAGAGCACACACAGGGAUUACUGUGUGAAGAUGGAGAUGAAGUGUGUCUUGAAUUUUUACGUGUGCUGAGGCUCCUUCACUUUGGCUGAUAGCAGAAAAUUAAACGUUUAACAGUGUUAUUGUUGGUGAACUGUUAGGAACUCCAAGUCUCCAGAGAGAAAGAUUGCCAGAUUAACCGCCGCAAUUUUCAACCUCCUGAAAUUAUUUCCUACAUUUUUGCUCACUCCAGCAAAAUGUAUCCCCUCUUCACAACA
Messenger RNA from Labeo rohita (rohu), 1234 nucleotides. RefSeq names its product endothelin 3b (gene edn3b). The record is from RefSeq and is a predicted model, not a curated record. The transcript is spliced from 4 exons. Lineage: Eukaryota; Metazoa; Chordata; Actinopteri; Cypriniformes; Cyprinidae. Gene Ontology annotation, cellular component: extracellular region. Gene Ontology annotation, biological process: regulation of vasoconstriction; intracellular calcium ion homeostasis; vein smooth muscle contraction. Bases 158 to 619 code for a protein of 153 amino acids. Gene Ontology annotation, molecular function: endothelin B receptor binding; hormone activity.